Messenger RNA from Dissoconium aciculare CBS 342.82, 1530 nucleotides. RefSeq lists its product as uncharacterized. The coding region runs from base 1 to 1530 and encodes 509 amino acids. The record is from RefSeq and is a predicted model, not a curated record. Lineage: Eukaryota; Fungi; Ascomycota; Dothideomycetes; Mycosphaerellales; Dissoconiaceae. The transcript has a single exon.
AUGGCCGCUGUUGCCUCUACGCUCCCCACGACGAAUGAUACCUAUCGCCCGCUCAAUCUCCCGAAUAUCCCCAAUCGGACCAUCGACGUGGUUCUGUCUGAUCGGCUGACGCUCGGCCGGGAUCAUUAUGUGCCAUCGAUGAUCUACAAAGAUUCUUUCGAUGAGCGGCCGCCUGCCGACUUUGUUGAACGAAAUUUUGGUUUCGUAAUUCGCACUCUUCACAGAGUCAGGGAACGCGCCGACAAAGACCCCGCGGCCCAGGAGGUUUUCGAAAUAGCCCUCGCCACCCAGAUUGCAGCACGAGAACGCUCCCGACGCGAAGCCGACGACUCCUAUUUGUCAGGACUACUCUGCCUCCAUGCCGCAUGUGGCAGCGAGAAGAAACCAUUGCUAGUCAAUGAAGAUUUGUGCGCGCUUGGCAAUGAGAUCGGAGACAUGUUAGCCUGCUUAAGAUGGAUAAUGUAUAACAUGCCAAACUCGGACAUCAGAGACCGGCUUGACCACGUCAUCGAACACCAGUGGGCUACAGACUUCGAUGUCGGAGAAGUCUCCCAUCUGCUCCGUCAUUUCGAACUCCUGAUCGAAAGAUACGACGAGCACGUUGCGGAAUACGACGAAUGCGACGCAGCAGCCUCGACCGUCCUAAACAAAGCACCACCCACGCAAGUCAUUGGAUUGCGCGAAGCACUCCAGCAUGCAGGGGCAGCGCUUGCCUUUUUCCGACAGCAUGCACCCGAUGUGGACCUCACCUCCGUCCAAAUACCGAUCCAUGAUUUGCCGACCGGCAUGUCUGAUCGCGAUCUUACCAAGCAUGUUCGCAAUGUUGCAUUGUCGUUCGUGCGCAUGUUUGAUAGCGCAGAGCAGAGCCUUCUGCCCGCCGAAUUGCAAUCCCCGCAGGCUCCUAAGUCGACCCUGUCGAGCGGCGUUUCGCUGAGCGAGUCAGCCUCAACCUCUCCCACUGGCUGGGAGCGUGAACACGAGAAUCAAGCGGGCACAAUCCGCGAUGCCGAGACCAUGCACAAUCACGGCUUCACCCUUCCCGUUCCGCGGGCGAGUUCGUCUGCCACAUCUGAUCAAACUUUCUGUUUUGAGGCUGCCUUUGAUGAGGAAGCACAAAUCGCUUCCAAUGACCAUGCGUACGACGCCAUCCGAGGCUCUGGUGUGACCGGCGCUCAGCGCGGCGUCAACUACUGUGCGGAGGUACCGCUUGCCCCUGACGGUCGAGAGCUUCAGGCUCCUGCGCCAACUACAGGGGAUGAUGGCGGAUCCUCGCUCCUAUCUGAUACAACUUACCAGAGGAGCCUGACGCUUGCACCGUCCUGCUAUGCGUCCUCAGACGCCGAGACCGAGGUUCUGCCGGAAGUUGUGCAUCGCAAAAUGGCCACGAAACGCCCUCUGUUGAGUCAUGACGAAAAUUCGCACGCCGGGCAUGAGCGUACACGUCGACGCGUUGAAGAGCCCCAACCUCGCAGAUCUCCGCGCACCAAACAGUCUCAGCCUCGCAGGUCCCAGCGUAUACGUCGCGAUUAA